AUGAGUGAACCUACGGUUAAGGCACGUCUGGCCCUCAUUAAGGGCCUCGUCUACAGCUAUGAUGCGCUAACUCUGCCCGUCUAUACGUUGGCCCAAAGGCCGUGGCGUCGCCGUCGGGCCAAUAGACGUCGCAAAGCCCGGCCCCUGGACUCGACCACAGCGUACAGCGCGUGGGUUCGCGAUGCGGAGCACAGGGUGUCGGACACCCACUUCACGGCCACCAGCGAGACAGUGGCCGAGCUAUUCGAGCGUUCCGUUCGCCAAUACGGCAGCAAAGAAUGUGUGGGCUAUCGGCCGGUGUUGGCCGAGGAGGACGAGCGCCAACCGGACGGCAAAGUGUUUCGCCGGCGACUACUCGACGACUACCGCUAUCUGUCGUACAACGAAGUGGACGCUAUGGUAGACGUGGCGGCCAAAGGACUGCUGGCGCUCGGCGUCCGACCCAAAGAUCUGGUGGUGAUCUACGCGGAGACGCGUUACGAGUGGAUGGUCUGCGCUCAGGCCCUGUGGCGAGUGGGCGCUACCGUCACCGCGCUUUACGCCACUCUCACCGACGACGCCGUUGUUCACGGCAUCAACGAGACAGAGGCCACGCAUCUCAUCACCAGCUCCUACCUUCUGGAGCGAGUGAGUCGAGUGGCCGAUCGUAUACCAGCCGUACGGUGUGUGGUCUACAUGGAGGGCGCGCGUGAGCCACCACUGGAGCGCCUCUUUACCGACGAGCGCCGCAAUCACAUACGAUUCGAGACCUAUACGGGUCUGUUGGCUAUGGGCGCCGAUCAUCAGCAUCUGAUGGGCGAACAGCCGCUGGCGGACGACACGGCUGUCGUGAUGUACACGAGUGGGUCGACGGGUGCGCCAAAAGGUGUGAUCAUCAGCCAUCGAAAUAUACUGCACGGCAUACGAGCCUACUAUCCGGUCGCUCAGACAUUCACGCGCCGGGAUGUCUACCUCGCGUACUUACCGCUGGCCCACGUGUUUGAGCUGAUGUGCGAACUACUGGUGACGUCUUUCGGGCUGACCAUCGGUUACGGUUCGCCCUUCACUUUGACCGACCAAAGCACUGGCCUGAAGAGGGGCUGUCGGGGCGACGCCCCUCUACUGCGCCCGACAUUCAUCUGUUCGGUGCCGUUGGUGUUGGACGGCAUACGGAAGGCGGUGUGCGAACAGGUGGCCGGAAAGGGUGCCUUCGCCCGCGCUUUCUUUGACUUUGUCAUCGAUUACAAGAGCUAUUGGACGGGAAAGGGUUACGAGACGCCACUCUUGGAUCGGCUGGUGUUCAGUAAGAUUGCGGGCAUUUUGGGCGGUCGGGUGCGACUCAUUAGCUGCGGCGGAGCGCCGUUGGCCGCCGAGACUCACGACUUUAUCCGCACGUGUCUCAGCGUUUCGCUACUCCAGGGCUACGGCAUGACAGAGACGGUGGCCUCCGGAGCCGCGAUGGACUUCGGCGACCUCAGCACCGGUCGCAUCGGUUCCCCAUUGAACGGCGUACAGAUCCGACUUGUCGAUUGGCCAGACGGUCACUACCGGGCCAUCGAUCAGCCCAGACCUCGAGGAGAGAUACUGAUUGGCGGCGGAUGUGUUUGCGAAGGCUAUUAUAGACAGCCGGAACUGACUGCCGGUGCCUUUGAGAUGAAGGAUGGCGUUCGUUGGUUCCGUACGGGCGAUAUCGGAGAGAUCAGUGCCGACGGCUCCGUCCGUAUCGUUGACCGCAAGAAGGAUUUGGUAAAACUCCAGUCGGGAGAGUACGUGGCUUUGGGUCGCACAGAGUCAGAGCUCAAGUCGUGUCCCUUUGUGGACAACGUGUGCGCGUACGCCGACUCCCGGCAUCGCUAUAUAAUCGCUCUGAUUGUGGCCAAUGAGAAACGAGUAAUCAAUUUGGCCGACACUCUGGGCGUUGGGAGGGAUAGAGACGAGUCGUUGUCGUUAAGGGAACUGUGCGCCGACCCCCACAUUAUAGAUCACGUGACCCGUACUGUACAGGACUGGUGCCGACAGUGCGGUCUUGGCAAGAGUCAGAUACCGGUCCGAGUAGUGCUCUGCGCCGAGCAAUGGCUGCCCGACACCGGACUCGUGACGGCGGCGCUAAAGUUGCAGCGCCGGGCCAUUCAAGACUUUUACCGACAGGAAAUUACACGCGCUUAUUGUAUGCCACAAACUAAUGGCAUUUAA
Molecule: messenger RNA, 2172 nt
Organism: Medioppia subpectinata
Lineage: Eukaryota; Metazoa; Arthropoda; Arachnida; Sarcoptiformes; Oppiidae
Source: the annotation of a GenBank genome assembly